GAGUCAUUCAGGUUGGAAAAGACCUCCAAAAAAGAUCUCCACCUCCAACCCCAACCCAACCCCACCACCAUCCACCUCAGUGCCCCUCGUUGCCUCAAUUUGCUCAGCAAUUCUCUCCACCCCACUCAAAUUCAAUAGGAAACCAAACCAGAAGGAUUUCUGGUUCCCUGAGCACCCGCCAGCCCCCACCUCUGCCCUCCCCUUCAGGUACACCAAGAUGAAGACAGCCACCAACAUCUACAUCUUCAACCUGGCGCUGGCCGACGCGUUGGCCACCAGCACGCUGCCCUUCCAGAGCGCCAAGUACCUGAUGGAGACCUGGCCUUUUGGGGAGCUGCUCUGCAAGCUCGUGCUCUCCAUCGACUACUACAACAUGUUCACCAGCAUCUUCACCCUCACCAUGAUGAGUGUGGACCGUUACGUGGCUGUGUGUCACCCGGUCAAGGCGCUGGAUUUCCGCACACCGGCCAAGGCCAAGGUCAUCAACGUCUGCAUCUGGGUGCUCUCCUCUGUCAUUGGGGUGCCCAUCAUGGUCAUGGCAGUCACCAAGUCAAAAGCAGAUGGAACAGUGCUGUGCACGCUGCAGUUCCCCGACCCUCCCAUCUACUGGGACACGGUGACCAAGAUCUGCGUCUUCAUCUUCGCCUUCAUGGUGCCCAUCCUGGUCAUCACCAUCUGCUAUGGGCUGAUGAUCCUGCGCCUGAAGAGCGUCCGUCUGCUCUCAGGCUCCAAGGAGAAGGACCGCAACCUGCGGCGCAUCACCCGCAUGGUGCUGGUGGUGGUGGCAGCCUUCAUCAUCUGCUGGACUCCCAUCCACAUCUUCGUCAUCGUCUGGACGCUGGUGGACAUCGACAAGAAGAACCCCUACGUGGUGGCCAGCCUGCACUUCUGCAUCGCUCUGGGUUACACCAACAGCAGCCUCAACCCCGUCCUCUAUGCUUUCCUGGAUGAAAACUUCAAGAGGUGUUUCCGUGAGUUCUGCCUGCCUUUCCGAGCUCGUGUGGAGCAGAACAGCUUCUCCAGAGCUCGGAACACCACGCGGGAGCGCGUCUCCACCUGCGUCCCAUCGGACGGCCGCGGCCAGCCGGCAUGACUAGGCGUGGGUGAGCAGCGGGGUGCUGGGGAUGAGCCACGCUCAGAGGUCACCCAGGAGACCACCACAGAGCUUUAGCCCUGCUGGGACUGAAUGCAGACAGACUGCAGAGAGUUUUCUUUUUGGUGGGGCUCAUUGAGCCAUAAGGGGACGCCCAUCGCGCGCGUAGGGUUUGGGCUGUCUUUCUGCCUAUGGAAAACCCACCGGUGAGCAGUGGUUUACUGGAGGCCUCCAAGCCUACUCUGGCCCCAAAGAGGACUUUCGAGUUGAUACUCUUGCUGUGUUAUUGGGAUCUCACUGGCAACCCUGCCCACGGGUGCAAAGCUGGCAAUGCUGGCGCAGCAUCCCCAACCCGGCCCCACAGCCACGCUGCAUUCCUGCAUCCCACAGGGCAGCUCCCAUCAUCCGUCUGCUGCCAGAGACAGCCAGCCCGAGGAAGAUCUCAUUACAGAGCAAUUGGUGGGGACUU
Messenger RNA from Meleagris gallopavo (turkey), 1562 nucleotides. NCBI's taxonomy places the organism in Eukaryota, Metazoa, Chordata, Aves, Galliformes, Phasianidae. The record is from RefSeq and is a predicted model, not a curated record.